This is a messenger RNA of Naumovozyma castellii, 1122 nucleotides long. RefSeq names its product mitochondrial 54S ribosomal protein mL44 (gene MRPL3). The transcript has a single exon. The coding region runs from base 1 to 1122 and encodes 373 amino acids. NCBI's taxonomy places the organism in Eukaryota, Fungi, Ascomycota, Saccharomycetes, Saccharomycetales, Saccharomycetaceae. The record is from RefSeq and is a predicted model, not a curated record.
AUGCUGCAGACCAAUAGCAGUUACCAAAUCCUUGCAUCAGCGAAGACUCGAAUUUCAAGUCUUGCGUCCUCUGAAAUCCAUUUACUAUCUCUAAGAAAGUACUCUACAUCUGGUAAUGUGGAACGAAAACCUCGACGUACCAGGGACGCUGAACUACUAGCAUAUAAGCAGUAUUACCAAAAACUAAAAUUACUUACACAGAAUGAGAUCCCAAAUGACGUAGUUGCUAAUUCACCGCCUCUGAUAACCUUACAUAAAAGACUUAAUCUACCCCAAGAAUUCUCCAUGUCAAUGCUUUCUAGAUGCCUGACCUGUCAAUCAUCGGAACUCCCCAAUACAACACAGCCUUCUACCAUCCUUGCGAAGAGGGAAACUUUAUUUUCUAAAGAUUUUUGUGAUAAUAAGGGCCUAAACAUAUUUGGGAAGAAUAUUUUAAGUUAUCAUGUUACGAACUCCAUUUUAAAAAAAUACCCAAGAUUGCCCACCAUUGUAUUAAAUGCAGCAAUUGCAGCUUACCUUUCCGAGCAUGUCCUUGCCUCCAUUGGUAAAAAUUGGGGGAUCGAAUCUGAAAGAAGAACAGUCAUGGAGAGAUUUCUUAUAAAUGAACCAUAUGAUAUAACGUUAGGGAAAUUGAGAUUUUAUAAUAAUGCCAUGGGUAAGAAUGAUGGCAUUGAACUGAUUUCAUUAAAGAAGCAAUUCAAUGAAACCAAGGCAAUGGCUUUGGCAGUAAGAAGUAUAAUUGGCUCAUUAUGGGCCGUUACCCACACUACCAAACCUGAAAUGACAUUUAAAUUUAUCGAUGAUCAUAUAAUUAGCAGAAAAUUGGAUGUAUCGAAAAUGUUUAUGUUUGAGCAGCCCACACGAGAACUAGCCAAAUUAUGUGAGCGUGAGGGUUUAGAGAGACCUAUUUCUAAACUAAUGGCAGAAUCUGGUAGAUUAUCUAAGGCUCCAGUCUUCAUCGUUGGUGCUUUUUCAGGAAAGGAAAAGUUAGGUGAAGGCUAUGGUUCUUCAUUGAAAGAAGCAAAAGCAAGGGCUGCUACUGACGCUCUCUUGAAAUGGUAUUGCUACCAACCAACUGAGGGACAAAGUCCGGUAGUUGAUCAUGGGGCAGUAAUUGUUUAA